Cladophialophora bantiana CBS 173.52 is the source of this 468-nucleotide messenger RNA. RefSeq lists its product as uncharacterized. Bases 1 to 468 code for a protein of 155 amino acids. The record is from RefSeq and is a predicted model, not a curated record. Lineage: Eukaryota; Fungi; Ascomycota; Eurotiomycetes; Chaetothyriales; Herpotrichiellaceae. The transcript has a single exon.
AUGUCUGUCCCAAACAGCGACGAUUUCGACAUGACUCUGGCAAACGAUACAGCGGCUACAACUCCAUCAAACGAUUCUACGUCUGUAACUCCUGGAAACAACGAUGGGGCUACGACUCCAGGAACCGACAAUGCGGCUACGACUCCAACAAACGACAAUGUGGCUACUGCUCCGGCAAAUGCGGGGCCCUACACCUUCCCAGACUAUCCCGACUUCCCCAGAAUUCUGUUUCGUGCGAUGAGUGAGCGGGAAUUCAACCUUUCGGAAGAGAGCCAGCCAGGUCCGCUUGGACUGAGGUAUUUGACGUACGUGUUGGGAGAGGCUUUCGACAUUAUCGCGGUGGAAGGAGACAUGUGGCUGGCGAUCAAUCAAGACGAUGAGAACCGGCGAAUGGGCUGGAUCUGGAACAAGGAUUUCGUUCGCAUGCCUGCGGACUGGAGAAACACCGAGACGGACUGGACUGAUUGA